Messenger RNA from Hyla sarda, 4975 nucleotides. It is a transcript of the gene ME2, whose product is annotated as malic enzyme 2. Gene Ontology annotation, molecular function: NAD binding; malate dehydrogenase (decarboxylating) (NADP+) activity; malate dehydrogenase (decarboxylating) (NAD+) activity. Lineage: Eukaryota; Metazoa; Chordata; Amphibia; Anura; Hylidae. The coding region runs from base 172 to 1923 and encodes 583 amino acids. The transcript is spliced from 16 exons. Gene Ontology annotation, biological process: malate metabolic process; pyruvate metabolic process. The record is from RefSeq and is a predicted model, not a curated record. Gene Ontology annotation, cellular component: mitochondrion.
CUGCCCACGUUUGCGGGGUUUCCACUGGUCCCAAUCAGCAGCGCGCCCGGAGCCCCGCCCCUUUCCUCCUUCCCCGGUUGCUCCAUCCUGCGCUCCCCGGGCCGGUGUAUCCGUCCUGUCUUCCGCCCGGUGUCCUCUCCAUGUGAAGGCGCCGCAGGUUAAUCUUCCAUAAUGUUGUCCAGACUGAGAAUCAUGGCGAGGUCCUGCGCUCUGGCCCGCCGCAGCGUUCACACCAAAGAAAAGGGAAAAGCUCUUCUGCUCAAUCCACGGACAAACAAGGGAAUGGCCUUCACUUUACAAGAGCGACAGAUUCUCGGCCUACAAGGCCUCCUGCCCUCCAAAAUUGAGACCCAGGACAUCCAGGCAUCCAGAUUUCACAAGAACCUUCGGAAAAUGGAAGACCCACUGGAAAAGUACAUCUAUAUAAUGGGCAUCCAGGAGAGAAACGAAAAGCUGUUCUACAGGAUAUUACAGGAUGACAUAGAGCGCCUGAUGCCUAUAGUGUACACCCCCACCGUCGGACUGGCCUGCUCACAAUAUGGACAUAUCUUCAGAAGACCAAAGGGUCUUUAUAUUUCCAUCCAUGAUAAAGGACAUAUCCGAUCUAUCCUGGAGAACUGGCCAGAAAAUGAUGUUAAGGCAGUUGUGGUAACAGAUGGAGAGAGGAUAUUGGGUCUUGGUGAUCUCGGGGUGUAUGGAAUGGGAAUCCCUGUAGGAAAGCUGUGUCUGUAUACGGCAUGUGCGGGCAUCCGACCUCGGGCGUGCCUCCCAGUGGUCAUCGACGUUGGCACAGAUAAUCCGAAAUUACUAAAGGAUCAAUUUUACAUGGGACUCUACCAGAAGAGAGACCGGACUCAGCUUUAUGAUGAUCUGAUCGAUGAGUUCAUGGAUGCUGUUACAGAUAGAUAUGGCCAGAAUACUCUCAUCCAGUUUGAAGACUUUGGGAACCACAAUGCUUUCAGAUUCCUGAGAAAGUACAGAGAAAAGUAUUGCACUUUCAAUGAUGACAUACAAGGUACGGCCUCUGUGGCGCUGGCUGGACUCCUCGGAACGCAGCGGGCGCUGGGAAAACCCAUCACUGAGCAGAGAGUUCUCUUCCUUGGGGCAGGAGAGGCUGCUCUUGGUAUCGCUAACCUUAUCGUCAUGGCAAUGAUGGAGAAUGGUCUUUCAGCAGAGGCUGCACGGGAAAAGAUAUGGAUGUUUGACAAGUUUGGAUUACUACUACAGGGCCGUGAUGAAGGGGUGGAUGGUAACCAAGAGUCUUAUGCCCAUUCUCCUCCAGAUCAGCCGGUGAAAAGCUUUCUGGAUGCAGUUAAUGUGCUGAAGCCGACUGCAAUCAUCGGUGUUGCUGGAGCCGGACGACUCUUCACAGAAAAUGUUGUUAAAGCAAUGGGCGCAAUCAAUGAGAGGCCGGUCAUCUUCGCUCUCAGUAAUCCAACAACACAGGCCGAGUGUACAGCUGAGGAAGCCUAUACCUGGACAGAGGGGCGUUGUCUCUUUGCCAGUGGCAGCCCAUUUGAUACAGUGAUUUUAAAUGAUGGCCGUACAUUUAAGCCAGGGCAGGGCAACAAUGCCUACAUUUUCCCAGGUGUCGCUCUUGCUGUUGUUCUAAGUGGUGUGCGUCACAUAAGCGAUCGGGUAUUUCUUGAAGCUGCUAAGUCUCUGGCAGAACAGUUAACUGCUGAAGAGCUGGAACAAGGGCGCCUGUACCCGCCACUGUCCAACAUCCGAGAGGUCUCCAUAUGUAUCGCACUCAAAGUUAUGGAAUUUGUGUAUCGAAAUGGCAUGGCUUUCCAGUACCCAGAACCACUGGAUAAGAACGCUUAUGUUCGCUCUAAAGUAUGGAGCACGGACUAUGACUCUUUUCUACCUGACAUCUACGACUGGCCUGAGUACGCAUCAACGCCCCAUAAAAUGUUCUAAAUUCUCCCUCACUUCACAUUCUUCUGCCCUACAGGCUUAAGUUUUAUACAAUACCUUUAAACUCACAUUUUAUUUAACUUUUUCAAAAAGUUAUCAAACCUUACAUACCAAAUAUAUUAUAUUUUGGCAAAAGUGCAUAUUUAUUUUGGCACCAUAUUUUUAUUGUAGUGCAAUAAUGUCAGAUGCACCUGUAAGCCAUAUGUUAGUAUGUUGUUUUGUUUUUUUUUACUCAGAAAAAGCGCCACCCCUGAACGGGUUGUCAGAUGUUAGAAAGACAAAAGGACAUUUUGUUUCCUCCUAAAACAUCACAACUCCUGUCCAGUGGCCGUAUCAGAUAUUGCAGCUGAAUGGAGCUAAAACUGCAGUACUAGAUGUGGCGUUGUAAAGCAAACAGGCCCUGUUCUAAUCUCAUGUCACCUUUUUAUUGUACCUGGAUUUCAUGCGUUCAAAGUGUCAUAUUUUGUUUUUCUAACUUGAGGCUCUUUCCAUUCAUGACAUAAAGUAACAUAAUUUAUUUCAUAACCAUACUGAACCCAAGUGCAAUGAUAAAUGGACUUUCCUCCAGUAGUUAAAAAGUACUGGCAUUUCAGAAAACUAUUGAUAUGUUCUAGUGUUCAGACCCUGACUGAUCAUUGACCGCAUGUGAGCGAGAUGGCCCCAUAGGCCUUCAUUAUGUCAUGUGACACAGUCGGGAGUGAACAAAUUUAAUGCUGACAUCUCCAGCCGUGUUCUAGCGAUCGGUCAAGUUUUGAUGUGCCCCUGUUUUCUGUAGUUCACUAGUCAGCUUUGCUGUAUAAUCUGGGACAGAAUUGGCAGAGUCCUCUCAUCAUUAGAGGGUGAGCAAGUUAAUGACGGCUCUAUUAUUCUUCUGGAAGCUUAGGGGAAGGAGAAUAAUGCUAGACGCACGCGAGAGAACAAGAUAGGCAUAACUAAAAAUGGUGCAUAAAGUCUGGCACUGCUUAUAAAGGUGUGAUUUCAGACUUGUUUUAAAGGAGUAUUUAAAAAAUAUAUAUAUUUUUUUAAAAUCAACUGAUGCCAGAAAGUUAAACAGAUUUGUAAAUUACUUAUUUUUAAAUAUUUUAAAUACCGUAUUUAUUGGGGUAUACCACGCACCGGCCUAUAACACGCACCCUCAUUUUACCAAGGAUAUUUGGGUAAAAAAAGUUUUUUACCCAAAUAUCCAUGAUAAAAUGAGGGUGCGUGUGUGCGCGUGUAUACCCCGAUAUACCCCCAGGAAAGGCAGGGGGAGAGAAGCGGGCAGCGACGGCCUCUCUCCCCCUGCCUUUCCUGGGGGGGUAUCGGCGUAUAACACGCACACAGACUUUAGGCUAAAAAUUUUAGCCUAAAAAGUGCGUGUUAUACGCCGAUAAAUACGGUAUCUUAAUCCCUCCAGUACUUUCAGUCUGACCACAGUGCUCUCUGCCAACACCUCUGUCCAUGUCAGGAACUGUCCAGAGCAGGAUAAGUUUGCUAUGGGGAUUUGCUCUUAUUCUUGACAGUUCCUUAAAUGGACAGAGGUCAGACAGAAAGGAAAUUCAAAAAGAAAAGAACUUCCUGUGGAACAUACAACAGCUGAUAAGUACAGGAUUUUUAAAUAGAAGUAAUAUACAAAUCGGUUUUUAAAGGGGUACUCUUCUGCUAGACAUCUUAUCCCUGCGAUCUCCCGCAGCACCUGGCAUUCUUAACAAAUGCCGGGUUCCUGAGGCAUUGGUUGUGACUUAACAGCCUUGCUCCCUCGAGACGUCAUGCCACACCCCCUCCAUUCAUGUGAGAGGGGGGAUGUUGACUGACACGCCCCCUCCCAUAGAAAUGAAUGGAGGGGGCGUGGCAUGGCGUGACAUCACUAUCACAGCCUCUGGCUCCGAGCGUUCUGAACAAAAUGUUCAGAACACCAGAACACUGGAGCACCGGAGUACCCCUUUAAAGUAUACCUCUCAUCAACAAAAAUGUUUUUUUAUAAUGUAGAUAAUACCAUUAUAUGUAUAUUUGUAAGAUACAUAUAAAAAAUGUGUACAUUUUUGUCCCUACAGCUAUUGUCUGUGUUUCUCUAUGAGGAGUCCAAAUACAGAAAGUGAGGGCGGAAAAGCAGGGCUCUGUAUACUGAGGCUCUAUGACAUGCCCCAGGCUCACACAGCAGGAUGAUUGACCAGCCAGGGGCCUGCACAGAGCUCUGCUUAUCCUGUCUACACUUCCUGUAUUUGGACUCCUCAUAGACACACAGGCAGUAGCUGCAGAGCAGCUUUUUUUUUUAACCCUAAAAUAUACACAUUUUUUAAUCGAUUUAUAUUACAAAUAUACAUAUAAUGGUAUUAUCUACAUUAUAAAAAGUUUUUGUUGGGGACAGGUACACUUUAACACUGUCUGGGUCACACUUGUGCAGCAUGUUACAGUAGACUUAGUAGAACUGGACAAAAUAAACCUAUGAAUGUUUCUACUGAUUCACAGCAGCAAGCAGAGAUAUUGAAAUUUGUGAGCAUGUGAUAACCUGUUUAAAAUUAUAACAUGCAGCAGACAUUUUGCGGUGUCUUCCUAGUUAAUCAUGAGCCCUACCAAACAAUAUCAGGACAUCAGUCCGAAAGUCAUGGGUCUCCAUCUGACCAAAGAAUGGAAAUGUACAUAGAUACAAAGUGUUUUAUAGAGAUGUUCCAAUUUAAAAAAAAAUUCAAUUUACGAUAGGAUUACAAUAAGAAUUUUGGAGGGUGUUUGUUUUUAUUUAUUGGUUUUUCAAUUGAAAAUAUAUAUAUAUUUUUUUCUUGAUUAUUCAGCAACCGCUGAAAUUUGUUGCAUAUUGGGCUUGUUUCGGUGUCACAGAGCCAUGUUCUCAGGGAUGAUAUUUGUUCUUGUGGGGAAAAUUCCGUCCGUAAUUCUAUUUUUGUAUCCUUUAAUGCUGAUGGAAACAAAAAUCACUGUGAAGGUGCAAGAUGAAGUAUAGAAAUGUUCACAUUGGUUACAGCUAAAGAUAUAGACACCUGCUUGAUGUUAGUUUGGUGCCUAUUUGUAUGUGAUGAUCUUUGUGUGUUUCAGUGACUAUCAAUAAAUUAUAAUACUAGUU